GUCGUGGCGCUUUCUGCGGCGCUUCCGAUGUUUCUGAACUUGACCGAACUUUACCUUGGCUCCAGUUUCCUUGGGGACGCAGAGGCACAGCUGGCCGACGCCGUCGCAAGUCUCCCCAGGCUUCAAGUGCUGACCGUCUCACAGACGGCCUGCGACUGUACAUCUUCAGGGGCGUUCCUCCUGAAGGCCAUCGCCAAGACUCGGCUGCAGAGGCUUUGUUUGGAAGACGUCGGACUGCACAAGGAAGGCUAUGUUGCUUUGGCCAGCAGCCUGCAGCAGCAUCCCAGCUUGGAGCGCCUGGACCUGAGUAACUCUGCAAGAGGAGCCGAGAACUGCAGGAGGUCCUCCAUGAACUCGCUAUGCGAAGAGGGAGCACAAGCACUUGCGGCCGCGUUGCGGCAGAAUCAGACACUGCGUGCUCUGCAUCUUCGGUCCUGCUUGGAGGACUGUGCCGCCCGGUACAUCAUCAGCGCUUCAUGCUCCAACUCGUCUUUGACGGAAGUGGACCUGUCCGCGAACAAG
Messenger RNA from Symbiodinium sp. CCMP2456, 522 nucleotides. The record is from the annotation of a GenBank genome assembly. Lineage: Eukaryota; Dinophyceae; Suessiales; Symbiodiniaceae.